AUGUCUGAAAUCGGAUUCAGCAACUUAACCUGGGAACAAGUUUUAACACUGCACAAGAUUUUAGAUGAAGUAGUUCCAAUUCAUGGAAGGGGUAAUUUCCCCACAAUGGAGGUAAAACCAAAAGAUAUCAUUCAUAUUGUAAAAAAUCAACUGAUAGAGCAAGGCAUUACUGUCAAAGAUACUAGAUUGAAUGGUUCUACAGCAAGUUACAUACUUGCAAGCCACAAUGGAAUCAGCUAUAAGGAUCUGGAUGUUAUUUUUGGUGUUGAAUUACGAAGUGAUCAAGAUUUUCAGGUUGUGAAGGAUGCAGUUCUAAGGUGUCUACUAGAUUUUUUACCGAAAGGCGUGAAAAAGGAAAAGAUCACUUUAAGGACCAUGAAAGAUGCUUACGUACAGAAGAUGGUCAAAGUUUGCAAUCAGCAUGAUCGUUGGAGUCUCAUUUCUCUUACAAACAACACUGGGAAGAAUGUAGAGCUAAAAUUUGUGAGUUCACUUAGACGACAAUUUGAAUUUAGUGUCGAUUCCUUUCAAAUUGUCCUGGAUACCAUGUUAGAACUCUAUAGUGAUAAAAAUGCAGUGCUAACAGAAGAAUCCCAUCCUACUGUGGUAGCUGAAAGUGUGUAUGGAGACUUCCAAGAAGCAAUGACACAUUUAAAACAUAAGCUUAUAUUUACCAAAAAACCUGAAGAGAUUAGAGGUGGUGGCCUUCUGAAGUACAGUAACUUGCUUGUUCAUAACUUUAAGCCAGCUUGUGAAGCAGAAAUUAAGACACUAGAACGUUAUAUGUGUUCAAGAUUCUUCGUUGAUUUUCCUGACGUAGCAGAACAGCAAAAAAGGAUCGAAUCAUACCUUCAUAACCAUUUCAUGGGUGAAGAAAAGAACAAGUAUGACUACCUUAUGACCUUAUAUGGAGUUGUGAAUGAAAGCACUGUUUGCCUCAUGGGUCAUGAAAGAAGACAGACUCUCAAUAUGAUUACUCUUAUGGCUUUAAAAGUACUUGGAGAACAAAAUGUUCUUCCCAGCACAGAGAGUGUAACCUGCUAUUAUCAGCCUGCUCCAUACAUUCCUGCUGAGGGUGCAUUCCACGUUUAUUAUGCAACAUCUAGACCACCACCUGUUUUUUUCCAACCAUACCACCCACUGCACAUUCAUGUGCAAAAUGGUAUGGUUUCAAAAAUAUGCAUACAAGGGGAACUUUGCUUUAUGUAA
This is a messenger RNA of Sorex araneus (European shrew), 1209 nucleotides long. It is a transcript of the gene TENT5D, whose product is annotated as terminal nucleotidyltransferase 5D. Gene Ontology annotation, biological process: mRNA stabilization. The record is from RefSeq and is a predicted model, not a curated record. Lineage: Eukaryota; Metazoa; Chordata; Mammalia; Eulipotyphla; Soricidae. Gene Ontology annotation, molecular function: RNA binding; poly(A) RNA polymerase activity.